Messenger RNA from Cyanistes caeruleus (blue tit), 7798 nucleotides. It is a transcript of the gene ABCA2, whose product is annotated as ATP binding cassette subfamily A member 2. The record is from RefSeq and is a predicted model, not a curated record. Lineage: Eukaryota; Metazoa; Chordata; Aves; Passeriformes; Paridae. Gene Ontology annotation, biological process: lipid transport; transmembrane transport. Gene Ontology annotation, cellular component: intracellular membrane-bounded organelle; membrane. Gene Ontology annotation, molecular function: ATP binding; ABC-type transporter activity; lipid carrier activity.
UCCCUGCCUGGCACUGCCCAGUGACAACCUGUGGUCACCAUCAGGCUGGGGCAUUCUGGGCUUUGCCCUGCCCUGGGGAAGGACACGGGAGGGUCCCAGCAGGGAUGAUGACUCAGUGCCAGUGGAGGGGGGAAGGUUUGCCAGCCCUUUGCUGCUUCUUGUUUCUUUCAUCUUCCCACUCUGUGUCUCCAUUUCCACCCACCUCCAGCCACUGCACACUGGGGCAGCUGGGUUUGGGGGGAAGCUGGAGGCUCCGGGAGCUGCAGGUGACGAAUCUAUUUUCCGUGUUGUAUUUUUCCUCCCUUUCUUCUGGAGAUCCACCACUGCCUCUGAGGCUACUAACAGGAGGGGCCAGGAGCCUGGAGGAGCUUUCUACACGGCGGCCCCACUCACAUCAGCUGGGAUCCUGCCAGUCAUGCAGUCCCUGUGCCCUGACGGUCAGCGUGAUGAGUUUGGCUUCCUGCAGUACUCCAACUCCACGGUGACACAGAUUCUGGAGCACCUCAGCGAGGCAGUAGAGCAAAGCAGCCUCUUCGACCCGCAGCACCCAGGACUGGAGGAGGAGCUGGAGUCGCUGCGCCGACACCUGGAGGCCCUCAGCAGCCCUGAGCCCAGCUCCAUGGAGACCCACUUCAGCAGCCAAACAGGGUCCAGCUUCACACUGGCAUGGGCAGCGAAAGACCAGGGUGAGCUGCGGCGCUUCCUGAUGCAGAAUCUGUCCCUCCCCAACAGCACGGCUGAGCUGCUCCUGGGCUCCAGUAUUGACCUGCGGGAGGUGUACCGGCAGUUUUUUGAUUCCUUUCCUUUGGUACCUGAUGAGACCCAUGAGCGAGAUCUGUGGGAUGGAUUUGGCCCCAGCAAGAAGAUGACACAGCUGGAGAAGAACUUCCCCAGUGGCUGGAGGAGCCUGCAGGAAGGGCUGGUUCACAGGGUGCUGCAGGACCCAGUGGCAGCCCCACACCAGCCAGCACUGCUCCGCAUGCUCUCCCGGGCUCUGGGCCUCACCAGCACUGCUGUGGCACCUGCCAUGUCUGAUAGCCCCCAAGCCUUCAUCACCGAGAUGGAGAACGUCCUCUUCACUGGGCCAGUGCUGGAGCAGCUGACAUGUGAGCAGCACCCAGGGGAACUGCACCGCCUCCUGCAUGUGUCUCCCAGGCAGCAGCCGCUGCUGGUGGCAUACCGGGCACUGGCCUGCAAUGGCAGCCGAGUCACCCGCAAGGAGCGCUUUGCCCAGCUGGCCUCUAAGCUCCAGGAGCAGCUGGACACCCCCAAGAUCGUCAGCAGGCUGAAGCUGGAGGAAGUGAACAGCACAGCCACGCAGCACCGCCUCCGGGCCCUCCUUGAGGACCUGGUGGAGAUGGAGAAGGUUCUCCGAGAUAUGGACAUCCUCUCAGCACUGGCUAAGCUGCUGCCCAGGGGAGCUUGUGUCAGCAAGGCCCCACCACCCACGGCCAACAGCACCAGCUGGGCCAGCGCCAAUGUCACAACUGGCAAUGCCACAGCAGAGGAGGAAGAGAGCACCAGGGAGGGCCCAUCCAGUAUCGACAACCCCCAGGGGCAGUUUUCAGCAUUUGUGCAGCUCUGGGCGGGGCUGCAGCCCAUCCUCUGUGGCAACAACCGGACCAUCGAGCCUGAAGCAUUGAAGCAGGGCAACAUGAGCUCGCUGGGCUUCACCAGCAAGGAGCAGCGGAACUUGGGCCUCCUUGUGCACCUGAUGACCAGCAACCCCAAAAUCCUGUAUGCACCUGUGGGCACCGAAGUUGACAAGGUCAUCCUGAAGGCCAAUGAGACCUUUGCCUUUGUGGGCAACGUCACCCACUACGCCAAGGCAUGGCUGAACAUCUCCCCUGAGAUCCGAGCCUACCUGGAGGAAGGCAGGCUGCAGAGGCGCAUCUACUGGCUCCAGCAGUUGACUGCUGACCUCCACAAGCACCCAGAGAUCCUGAAUGUCUCCGAUAGUGACGUUCUCCACCACUUUCUCAACGGUAGCUUCUCUCUGCCCAAUGCCAGCAUCCUGCUCCAGCAGCUGGAUACCAUUGACAAUGCGGCCUGCAGCUGGAUCCGCUUCAUGGCCAAGGUCAGCGUGGACAUCUUCAAAGGCUUCCCAGAUGAGGAGAGCAUUGUUAACUACACGCUGAACCAGGCCUACCAGGACAAUGUCACGGUCUUUGCCAGCGUCAUCUUCCAGACCAACAGGGAUGGCUCAUUGCCCCCCCAUGUCAUGUACAAGAUCCGUCAGAAUUCCAGCUUCACAGAGAAGACCAACGAGAUCCGGCGGGCAUACUGGCGGCCUGGCCCCAACACUGGCGGCCGCUUCUACUUCCUCUAUGGCUUCGUCUGGAUCCAGGACAUGAUGGAGCGUGCUCUCAUCAACACAUUCGUUGGCCAUGACGUGGUGGAGCCUGGCAACUAUGUACAGAUGUUCCCAUACCCAUGUUAUACCCGGGAUGACUUUCUCUUUGUCAUCGAGCACAUGAUGCCCCUAUGCAUGGUGAUCUCCUGGGUCUACUCAGUGGCCAUGAUGAUCCAGCACAUUGUGACAGAGAAGGAGCAUCGCCUGAAAGAGGUGAUGAAGAUGAUGGGCCUGAACAAUGCGGUGCACUGGGUGGCUUGGUUCAUCACUGGCUUUGUGCAGCUCUCCAUCUCGGUCACGGCACUCACUGCCAUUCUCAAGUACGGCAAGGUCCUGAUGCACAGCGACGUCCUCAUCAUAUGGCUCUUCCUUGCCAUCUAUGCUGUGGCCACCAUCAUGUUCUGCUUUCUGGUAUCGGUGCUCUACUCCAAGGCCAAGCUGGCCUCUGCCUGUGGCGGCAUCAUCUACUUUCUCAGCUAUGUGCCCUACAUGUAUGUGGCCAUCCGGGAGGAGGUGGCACAUGACAAGAUCACAGCCUUUGAGAAGUGCAUUGCGUCCCUCAUGUCCACCACGGCCUUUGGCUUGGGCUCCAAGUACUUUGCGCUGUAUGAGGUGGCUGGCGUGGGUAUCCAGUGGCACACCUUCAGCCAGUCACCCGUGGAAGGAGAUGACUUCAACCUCCUGCUUUCCAUGAUGAUGCUCGUCGUGGAUGCCAUGGUGUAUGGGGUGCUCACGUGGUACAUCGAGGCCGUGCACCCGGGCAUGUUCGGCCUGCCACGGCCCUGGUACUUCCCUUUCCAGAAGUCUUACUGGCUGGGCAAUGGGCGUGUGGAGACCUGGGAGUGGACCUGGCCAUGGUCACGCACCACCCGCCUCAGCAUCAUGGAGGAGGAUCAGGCCUGUGCCAUGGAGAGCCGGAGGCUGGCAGAGGAGACAAGGGGCAUUGAGGAGGAGCCAACACACCUCCCCUUGGUUGUCUGCAUCGACAAGCUCACCAAAGUCUACAAGACAGACAAGAAGCUGGCACUAAACAAGCUGAGCCUCAACCUCUACGAGAACCAGGUUGUGUCCUUCCUGGGGCACAACGGUGCAGGCAAGACUACCACCAUGUCCAUCCUCACUGGCUUGUUCCCUCCAACAUCGGGCUCUGCUACCAUCUAUGGCCAUGAUAUCCGUACAGAGAUGGACAAGAUCCGGAAGAACCUGGGCAUGUGUCCCCAGCACAAUGUGCUCUUUGACAGGCUGACGGUGGAGGAGCAUCUCUGGUUCUACUCGCAGCUCAAGAGCAUGGCAGAGGAGGAGAUCCGCAAGGAGAUGGACAAGAUGAUUGAGGAUCUGGAACUCUCCAACAAACGGCACUGCCAGGUGCAGACUCUCUCAGGUGGCAUGAAGAGGAAGCUGUCAGUGGCCAUUGCCUUUGUGGGUGGGUCGCGGGCUGUUAUCUUGGAUGAACCCACAGCUGGUGUAGACCCAUAUGCCCGAAGGGCCAUCUGGGACCUCAUCCUCAAGUACAAGCCAGGGAGGACCAUCUUGCUUUCCACACACCACAUGGAUGAGGCUGACCUGCUGGGGGACCGCAUCGCCAUCAUCUCCCAUGGCAAGCUCAAGUGCUGUGGUUCCCCGUUGUUCCUCAAGAGCACCUAUGGUGACGGCUACAGGCUGACAGUGGUGAAGAAGCAGUCAGACACCAGGAAUGGCACAGAGCCAGGCCAGCCACACAGCCCCCUGGGCCACUCAUCUGUCAGCCCCUGCUCUGAGCCUCGUGUCUCCCAGUUCAUCAAGAAGUACGUGGCCUCCUGCCUCCUCAUCUCAGACACCAACACAGAGCUCUCCUACAUCCUGCCCAGUGAGGCCGUCAAGAAAGGCUGCUUUGAGAGGCUCUUCCAGCACUUGGAGCAGAGCCUGGAAGAGCUGGACCUCACCAGUUUUGGGCUGAUGGACACCACACUGGAGGAGGUCUUCCUGAAGGUGUCUGAGGAGGACCAGUCUCUGGAGAACAGUGACGUGGACGUGAAGGAGUCCAAGGAUGCCCUGCAGCCACCCGCCUCUGAGCUGAGCCCAAAGUCUGAAGCCAACAGAGAGCCCCUGCCCGAAGCAGCCAUGCCAGAGAAGCCCGAGGUGGAGCUCAGCAACCUGGUGACCUGCUCCAAGCUGGCGCAGUCGCAGGCAUCCCUGCGCUCAGCGUCCUCGGUGGGCUCCGUGCGCGGCGAUGAAGGUGGGGCUUAUUCCGAAUUCUUUGGGGAUUACGCGCCCCUGUUCGAUAACCAGCAGGACCCCGAUAACAUCAGUCUGCAAGAGCAAGAAGCAGAGGUGGAAGCAGAGGAUUGUGACCUGGCAGGUCAGGGGAGCUUCAAGCUGGAAGGCUCGUGGCUGAAGCUGCGCCAGUUCCAUGGGCUGAUAGUCAAACGCUUCCACUGCGCCAAGCGCAACACCAAGGCCCUCUUCUCACAGAUCCUCCUGCCCGCCUUUUUCGUCUGUGUGGCCAUGACUGUGGCGCUCUCCGUGCCUGAAAUAGGUGAUCUGCCACCCCUCAUCCUCUCGCCAUCCCAGUACCACAACUACACCCAGCCUAAGGGCAACUUCAUUCCAUACGCCAACGAGGAACGGCAUGAGUACCGCAUUAGGCUGUCUCCCGAUGCCAGCCCUCAGCAGCUGGUGAACACUUUCCAUCUGCCCUCUGGUGUGGGGGCCACCUGCGUGUUAAAGACACCCUUCAACAACACGCUGGACCAGCCCAUGCAGACCCUCAACCUCAACAGCAAUGAGUCCAAAAUGCUGGCAGCCAAGUACUUUGAUGCCAUGUGCAUCGACUCCUUCACCCAGGGCCUUCCACUUUCCAACUUUGUGCCGCCACCUCCAUCCCCGGCUCCCUCUGACUACCCCAUGUCACUGGAUGAGGACCUGCUCCAUGCUUGGAACUCCACAACCUUCUCCACUGUUAAAGGGACUGUGACCUCAGCCCCUGCCCUGCCCCGCAUCAUCCAUGAGCCCAUCAAGUGCACGUGCUCCAUGCAGGGGACUGGCUUCUCCUGUCCUAGUGGCGUGGGGGGCCAUCCCCCGCAGAUGAAGGUGGUGACAGGGGACAUCCUGACAGACAUCACAGGGCGCAACGUCUCUGAGUAUCUGCUCUACACCUCGGAUCGCUUCCGGCUGCACAGGUAUGGGGCACUUACAUUUGGAAAUGUCCAGAAAUCCAUCCCGGCCUCCUUUGGAGCCAGGGCUCCGGCCACAGUGCGCAAGAUUGCUGUGCGGAGAACGGCCCAGGUCUUCUACAACAACAAAGGCUACCACAGCAUGCCCACAUACCUCAAUGCCCUCAACAAUGCCAUCCUGAGAGCCAACCUGCCCAAGAGCAAGGGCAACCCUGCUGCCUAUGGCAUCACAGUCACCAAUCACCCCAUGAACAAAACGAGUGCCAGCCUGUCCCUGGAUUACCUCCUGCAAGGCACAGAUGUGGUGAUUGCCAUCUUCAUCAUUGUGGCCAUGUCCUUUGUCCCAGCCAGCUUUGUUGUAUUCCUGGUGGCCGAAAAGGCCACCAAGGCCAAACACUUGCAGUUUGUGAGUGGCUGUGACCCCGUCAUCUACUGGUUGGCCAACUACAUGUGGGACAUGCUAAACUACCUGGUGCCAGCCACAUGCUGCAUCAUCAUCCUGUUUGUGUUUGACCUCCCAGCAUAUACCUCUCCCACCAACUUCCCUGCUGUCCUCUCCCUCUUCCUGCUUUAUGGCUGGUCCAUCACCCCUAUUAUGUACCCGGCCUCCUUCUGGUUUGAGGUGCCCAGCUCCGCUUAUGUCUUCCUUAUCGUCAUCAACCUCUUCAUUGGCAUCACAGCCACUGUCGCCACGUUCCUGCUGCAGCUCUUUGAGCACGACAAGGAUUUGAAGGUGGUGAACAGCUACCUGAAGAGCUGCUUCCUUGUGUUCCCUAACUACAACCUGGGCCAUGGCCUGAUGGAGAUGGCCUACAAUGAAUACAUCAAUGAGUACUAUGCCAAGAUUGGGCAGUUUGAUAAAAUGAAAUCACCCUUUGAAUGGGACAUCGUGACACGGGGGCUUGUUGCCAUGACCAUUGAAGGCUUUGUUGGCUUCUUCAUCACCAUCAUGUGCCAGUACAACUUCUUCCGGAAGCCCCAGCGCCUGCCUGUCUCCACUAAACCCAUUGAAGAUGACGUUGAUGUGGCCAAUGAGAGGCACCGGGUCCUGCGUGGUGAUGCCGACAAUGACAUGCUAAAGAUCGAGAACCUAACAAAGGUGUACAAGUCUCGUAAGAUUGGGCGCAUCCUGGCUGUGGACCGGCUGUGUGUGGGUGUGCGCCCUGGGGAAUGCUUUGGGCUGCUGGGUGUCAACGGUGCAGGCAAGACCACAACAUUCAAGAUGCUGACAGGGGAUGAGAGCACCACAGGUGGAGAGGCCUUCAUUAAUGGACACAGCAUCCUGAAGGAGCUCCUGCAGGUCCAGCAGAGCUUGGGCUACUGCCCCCAGUUCGACGCGCUCUUUGAUGAGCUGACAGCCCAGGAGCACCUGGAGCUCUACACCCGCCUGCGUGGCAUCCCCUGGAAGGAUGAGGAGCGGGUGGUCAAGUGGGCACUGAAGAAGCUGGAGUUGACCAAGUACGCAGACAAGCCCGCCAGCACCUACAGCGGGGGCAACAAGAGGAAGCUAUCCACAGCCAUCGCACUCAUCGGAUACCCAGCCUUCAUCUUCCUGGAUGAGCCAACCACAGGGAUGGACCCCAAGGCACGGCGCUUCCUCUGGAACCUCAUCCUGGAUGUCAUCAAAACUGGUCGCUCCGUGGUGCUCACGUCUCACAGCAUGGAGGAGUGUGAGGCCCUCUGCACCCGCCUGGCCAUCAUGGUGAAUGGGCGGCUCAAGUGUCUCGGCAGCAUUCAGCACCUGAAGAACAGGUUUGGUGAUGGCUACAUGAUCACAGUGCGCACCAAGUCCAGCCUCAAUGUCAAGGAGGUGGUGAGGUUCUUCAACCGUAACUUCCCUGAAGCUGUCCUCAAGGAGCGUCAUCACACCAAGGCCCAGUACCAGCUGAAAUCGGACCAGAUCUCACUGGCACAAGUUUUCAGCAAGAUGGAGCAGGUGGUGGAUGUGCUGGGCAUUGAAGACUACUCUGUCAGCCAAACCACACUGGACAAUGUGUUUGUGAAUUUUGCCAAGAAGCAAAGCGACAACCUGGAGCAGCAGGAGACUAGCCCCAGCUGUGUCCUGCAGUCACCCCUGGAGCGCGUGCUGAGCCUGCUGCGCCCCCGCACUGUCCCCACUGAGCUGCGGGCCCUUGUGGUGGAGGAGCAGGAGGACCUGGAGACUGACGACGAAGGCCUCAUCAGCUUUGAGGAGGAGAGGGCUCAACUCUCCUUCAACACGGAUACGCUGUGCUGAGACCCCAGGGACAACCAUGUUGUCAAGCCACCAAACCCUUUUGGCGUCUCCCCUCCC